AUGACGUCAUUGACAUUAGGCGAGAUUUUAAUGGAGAUAAAAUCAGUGAAUAAAAAGAAAAGGAAGACCAGAAACAACUUGGUUUUGCUUACUCUCAUGUGGCUGAGGAAAUAUCCACACCUUGAUACACUUGCAUUAAUAUUUGAUAUGGACCCGACACGUAUUACAAGAACUAUUUACAGAAUCAUACCCCAGAUGUGGCGAUACUUCCAUAAUCAGAUCAGGUGGCCAAAUAAUGCAGAAUGRGCUAAYCUAAUKGGCAAYUGGCCUGAAUUCCCAAAUGCUGUUGGCGCUAUAGAUAGUACUCCACACGAAAUAUACAGGCCUCUAACUGAACCGCAACGACCCUUCUACAGUGGACACCGUCACUACCAUUGCUUUAAUACACAGCUAAUUAUCGAUAACAAUGGACAUUUACGUUUCGUGCAUGCUGGGUUUUUAGGAAGCACACACGAUGCGACAUCAUAUCGUCUAAUGACACCGGUAGGACCUGGACAGCCAUUAUCCCUACCAAACGGAGCAAAACUGCUUGCAGAUAAGGCUUAUCCUGGUGCCCAUCCCCUUCUUACGGCGGUUAGAGCUCAGCAAAUGCGACUGUUGAAUAGGCGAGACAGAAGAAGAGCACAUCGAUUUAACCGUCGCUUAUCUAGCAGAAGAAUCAAAGUUGAACAUGUUUUCAAGGAAAUGAAAACAUACCGGGCUAUUUCAAGUAUUUGGAGACAUCAGCGGUGGUUUAUGCCUGUGUGUAUUGAAUUAGCAGCGUUUCUGGCUGAAAGACGUGUUUCUCUUUUUGAAAGCAUUUAAUUAACUUGUUUGUCUGUUAUCUAAUAUUCAACUGCG
This is a messenger RNA of Exaiptasia diaphana, 840 nucleotides long. RefSeq lists its product as uncharacterized. Lineage: Eukaryota; Metazoa; Cnidaria; Anthozoa; Actiniaria; Aiptasiidae. The transcript is spliced from 2 exons. The coding region runs from base 1 to 804 and encodes 267 amino acids. The record is from RefSeq and is a predicted model, not a curated record.